Molecule: messenger RNA, 1044 nt
Organism: Helicoverpa zea (corn earworm)
Lineage: Eukaryota; Metazoa; Arthropoda; Insecta; Lepidoptera; Noctuidae
Product: protein FAM183A-like
Exons: 3
Coding region: 148-567 (139 amino acids)
Cellular component (GO): ciliary base
Source: RefSeq, a predicted model, not a curated record
AGCUAUGUUAUGUGGAAACUCAUGCCGUUUUCCUCACGAUGCCUUUUCCUCUGCAGCAAUCCCACAUAUAUCUUGAAUCUAACUCCUUGAAAUAGGCAAGAUCUUCUCCACCAGUCUAACAUCCUUCUUCCUCACAUCCUAGGCACAAUGACGGAAGGCAAGUGCACGUUCGGCACGCGGAUGCCCAUUGACAUCCACAUGCUGAAUGAGAUCAUCUACAGAGAAGUGAAGAACUUCAGGAACUAUAAGAUUUACAGGCCUAACUUCGGAUCAAUCCCGGUGACCGGCAAAUUCUACGCAUACCACGAUCAGAUGACAGCUGAGAGUGAGGAGCAAACGGAGAAGGUAGCUGAUUACCACAAGAAUGUGGCGCAGACCAGAGCCAUGGGGCCGCGCAGCAAGUAUGAUGCGCCGGCUACUGAGAACCAAGUUUACGGCUGGUACGACCCACUAAUUCCUCUAGACCGAAGCGACAACCGAUUCUACUAUCCCCAGCAAGAAAGCAAGCAGACCAAGAUUGAAAUCGUUAUACUUAUGUCUAACCCUAAGAAUAAGAAGAAUGAAUGAUCAUAAGGUGCCUUCAAUUAUGUCGAGCGAGGAAAACUGAAAAGCCGAUCAAAAUGCCGUCAUUAUACGCUACAAUAAUUCAUUAUGGUCUCCCGAGCCUUUUCCCAACUAUGUUGGGGUCGGCUUCCAGUCUACCAGCAGCUGAGUACCAGUGUUUGACAAGGAGCGACUACCUAUUCAGAUAGAUAGGAGUUCAGCCUCCUCAACCCAGUUGUUACCCGGGCAAUGAAAUAAAAUAAUCGAUUGAAAUAUCAUGUACUGUUCUUCUGUUGAAAGCACCUGAAAAUCUAUGCUAACACCCUCGUGUCCUGAAGAAAGUACUUGCCUAUAAUAGAUAAGGGCUAUAUAGUCUAUAUAUUGUACUAAUGUAUAGGUACCUAAGCUAUAUUAUAUCACAGAAAACUAUCAUUAAAAGCCGUUUAGCAGUUUGUGUGAAUGAAAAAAAAACACAUCACACACUAAGGCGAUUAUCACACU